This is a messenger RNA of Limanda limanda (common dab), 2067 nucleotides long. Its product is annotated as NACHT, LRR and PYD domains-containing protein 3-like. The transcript is spliced from 3 exons. NCBI's taxonomy places the organism in Eukaryota, Metazoa, Chordata, Actinopteri, Pleuronectiformes, Pleuronectidae. Bases 1 to 2067 code for a protein of 688 amino acids. The record is from RefSeq and is a predicted model, not a curated record.
AUGAUGACAGUUGAGGAUCUGCUCUUGGAAACUCUGGAGAUGCUGGGACGUGAUGAUUUUAAGGCCUUCAGGUGGCACCUGCAGCAGGAGAAGCCGGAGAACUACAGCGGCUUCGGCCCGAUCCCGCGGUACAAGCUGGAGGAGGCGGACCGGCUGGAAGCAGUGACGCUGAUGGUGCAGAAAUACUCCCAUCACGCCGUGGAGCUGGCCAAGACGGUUUUGGGGAAGAUGGACAUGAAUGAUGUGGUCCAGUAUCUGUCAGACAGGAGCUCAGAACUAAAAGAUGUGGAGACGCACAAGCUUCAGCCUCUAGAAAAACAGAUCAAACAGUUUCAACGCACGAUGCAGAAGCAUUUCCAGUACAGGUUCAAGUGUGUUCAAGAGGGUAUGGCCGAGAAGACAGAAGAGCAGUGCCUGAAGGACAUCUUCAUAGAGCUGUAUAUCACAGACGGGGGGGAAAUGCACAUCAACGAACAGCAUGAGAUCAGGCUGAUCAGGGAUUCCAGGACAGCAGCAGUGGAACCAAUCGACCCCAGUGACAUAUUCAAGAGUACCAUUGGUAUACCAUUAAGGACAGUGCUGACGACUGGAGUUGCAGGAAUUGGCAAAACAAUCCUCUUGAAAAAGUUUGUUUUGGACUGGGCCGAGGAAAGGAAAAAUCAAGAAGUGCAUCUGAUAUUCCCCUUUAGCUUCAGCGAACUGAAUCAACUGAAGGGGGAAAGGAUCAGCCUGGCAGAACUAAUUCAUAAGAGCAUCUGGGAAACCAGAGACAUCACCGACGAAGAUCUGAACCGUAUCUUUGCUAAACUACAGGCGUCGGGAAACUGCGACUUUAACAACAGUCAAUAUAAACUUCUGUUUGUGUUGGACGGAUUGGAUGAAAGCCGCCUUCAGAUGGAUUUGAUGCGACGUGAACCUCAGCAGGUUGAUUUUGAUGUGACACAGUCGACCUCAGUGGAGGUUCUGCUGACUUCCCUGAUCAGUGGGAACCUGCUUCCCUCUGCCCGGGUGUGGAUAACCACACGACCUGCAGCCGUCAGUCAGAUCCAUCGUGAUUUUAUCAAAAGAAUGACAGUGGUGAGAGGAUUCACUGACCCACAGAAGGAGGAGUACUUCAAGAAGAAAUUCCCCGAUGAGGAACAAGGCAGCAGAAUCAUCGCCCACAUCAAGGCUUCACAAAGCCUGUUCAUCAUGUGUCACAUCCCAGUUUUCUGCUGGAUCACUUCUACAGUUUUGCAGGAUGUUUUGAAAAGCCAAGCGAAAAUAGAUCUGCCAACAACGUUGACGGAGAUGUACACAGAAUUCCUGCUGUAUCAAAUCAGGCAGACAGAAGAGAGAUGUGGCUCAAAAAGGAGCAUCAGGUACAUCAAGUCCUUAGCGAAACUAGCAUUCAACCGUUUGGAAAAGGGCAACCUCUUCUACGAGACAGAUCUGAAAGACAGUGGCAUUAAUUUACACAAAGUGUCACAGAAUGCUGGAGUGUUCACAGAGGUCUAUAAAGAGGUGCACAAGUGGAAGGACAACGAUAAGAGGAAGAUGUACCGCUUUGUCCAUCUGACCCUUCAGGAGUAUCUGGCUGCCCUGCAUGUUGUGAUGUCACUCAUUAACGACAACAAGAACAUAUUGUCGGAGAAGAAGCUGAAACUGGGAGAUCUGUGUACGCUAUGCAGGAGAAAACCCAUAACUGAGGUCCACGAGAUUGCAAUUCAGAAAGCGCUGAGUUCAAAUGGGCAGCUGGACUUGUUCCUGCGCUUCCUCCUGGGACUUUCCCUUCAGACCAAUCAGGAUCUUCUAAAGGAUCUGUUGAAUACAUCCGAAGGGUUCCCUCAGACCAACCAUCAACCCACGAUCCAGUCCAUCAAGAAGAGGAUAAGGGACAACACAUCCCCAGAGAGGAGCAUGAAUCUUUUCCACUGUCUUAAUGAGCUGAGAGACGAUUCCUUGGUGAAGGAGAACAAGCAGAACCUGAGUUCAGGAAGUCUGUCUGAUAGAACAUUUUCUCCUGCUCAAGAAAAACAGCAAAUUUCAAAUGUCUAUUCUAUUGGAGAUAAACACUGGUUUUGCUAA